Messenger RNA from Pseudophryne corroboree (corroboree frog), 4121 nucleotides. It is a transcript of the gene LMOD3, whose product is annotated as leiomodin 3. Gene Ontology annotation, molecular function: tropomyosin binding. The coding region runs from base 134 to 1945 and encodes 603 amino acids. Gene Ontology annotation, cellular component: myofibril; striated muscle thin filament; cytoskeleton. Lineage: Eukaryota; Metazoa; Chordata; Amphibia; Anura; Myobatrachidae. The transcript is spliced from 3 exons. Gene Ontology annotation, biological process: myofibril assembly; actin filament organization; muscle contraction. The record is from RefSeq and is a predicted model, not a curated record.
UUAAUAUAGCUCUGGCCUCAGCUGGAGUGACUGUCGGCUGAAUCCUAGGUGCUGUAGGGGCCUCUCAGAGCACAGGACACUUGUCCAUAGCCGCCUGCUUCUCUGCUGCUCUGUGAGGACAGCACUAACCACCAUGUCCCAACACAGCCAAGACUCAGAUUCGGAGGAACUGUUUGCAGAUAUUGAUGAAGAUGAGAUUUUGGCCAAUCUGUCUCCGGAAGAGCUAAAAGAGCUCCAGAGUGAAAUGGAGGUGCUGGCACCGGAUCCCAAAGUACCUGUGGGAAUGAUACAAAAGGACCAGACAGAGAAACCUCCAACAGGACAGUUUGACCACAGAUCCCUCAUUGGAUAUCUACAUUGGGAAAAGGAAUCCAAGCGUAUGUUGGAGGAAGAGAGGGUUCCUGUUACCCUUCUACCAUCUGCGAGAACAACUGCCAGAGCGGAGAACGAGAAGUCAGAUUGUCCGGCCGAUAACGUAGCUGAACAAGCAACAGUAGAAGAGAGUAAGAAGGAAAUAUUGGAAGAAAAUUGUGACUCGGACAGCUCGAAAGGAACAGGUGAUGUACAAGAGGAGGUGGAAACAAAGCAAAGCUUGGAAACAGAAGAGGAGACAGAAAAAAAAGAAAAUGGGGAAAUCGAUUUAGAAGAUGAGAUACAGCCAAUAGCUCAACAGAACGGGGAGGUGACAGAGGUCGUAGAGAAGGAGACAGAGAUAGAACAGGAUAAUAACAGCUCUUCAAUCAAUACCGACGUUCCAGAUUCCACUGAAAAAACUGAAGACAAAAAGCCAGAAGAGAAGGUCUCCAAAUUAAAUAUACCAAAGAAAUUAGCGGUAGACUCUAGUUUCAUUAAAAUGACUGCCAGGCCUUCUGGCAAUCAGACCAACUUGGACAGAACACUGCAGGCCAUACGAGAAAACCGUCCAGACGUGACAGAAGUUAACUUAAACAACAUUGAGAAUAUUCCAAAACAAAUGCUGAUUGACUUCAUAAACUGCAUGAAGAAAAACAAGCACGUAAAGACUUUCAGCAUGGCAAAUGUAGGAGCUGAUGAGAACACCGCCUUCACCUUGGCCAACAUGUUGCGAGAAAACAGAAGCAUCAUCACCUUAAACAUCGAGUCCAACUUUAUCACCGGCAAGGGGAUUGUGGCCAUCAUACGGUGCCUGCAGUUUAACGAGCAUUUGACCGAGUUGAGGUUCCACAAUCAAAGACACAUGUUGGGCCACCAUGCUGAGAUGGAGAUCGCAAGGCUUCUGAAGGCUAAUAACACGUUGCUGAAAAUGGGCUACCAUUUUGAGCUGCCUGGCCCGAGAAUGGUUGUGACCAAUUUGCUAACUAGAAAUCUGGACAAGCAAAGGCAAAAAAGGAAAGAGGAUCAAAAACAGCAGCAGGUCAAAGAUCAAGAAGAGAUUAUGACAAUGCUAGAGAAUGGCCUGGAGUUUGGUAUCCCUCCAGAACUUUGGGCAAUGUUGAACCAACCCCCACCUCCACCUCCUACUAACUCCAGAAUGCCAACAAUCCCUGAGGAACCUAAAAUCCCUGCAGUGCCACUCAGAAAGAGUAAACAGAAUAAGCAGGCGCCUAGCUCACAGAACAUUUCUAAUCCCGAGCCUCCACCUUUCCAAGCAGUGAAGCUCAAAAAGUUUCAAAACAAGUCUGCAGCUCAAAAGUUAAGGGAAGAGGCAGAUAGAACCAGCUUGCGGGAUAUGAUACAAUUGAAGAGAGCUACUCCCAAGUCAGGCACAUCUCAGAGUUCAGAGCUGUCAGAGAAACCUAAUCUGAAGGACGUAAUAAAAACCCUGAAACCAGUGCCAAGAAGUCGCCCACCUCCUCGCGUUGACCUGACGCCAAGAGACGUGCUUUUAAAAGAUAUUCGGCAGAGUAACGUGGCCUAUCUUAAAGCGGUUCCGCUACCCAAAGAACUGGAGUCACCCCAGAACUGAGUAUCAGAAGCUCUUUACAUAUAGACUGUCCAAAUAUUGCUUCCAGUGAUCAUCUGAAAACAAUAGGGGAGAAUAUAGUUAGUUGUAUGGGAUCAACACAGCACAUGAAAGAGAAGAAUGAUUUGUAUGAAUUUUUAACACGGUAUCUGUAACCAACCUAUUCAGUGAAAGAGCACAAAAGAGACAUGUAGGGGUUAGGGAGGCCAUACUGGGAUCGGCGGGAUCCUGGGAUUUAGGACAAAAAUCGGCCGGGAUUCAAUCUGGCGGCCCUUUGUGUUUUUAAAGCCAGGCAGUGUUGAGCGUCCCCAGGAGACUCAGACGCUGCCCAGCUCCCCCUGCGCAGCGUGACGUGAAGUCAGAGGUCACGCUGUGCAGUCAACCACCCGCCAUCACCCGCCGCCGAGCCCGAAGGAAGUGUCCCAUCCGCCUGCCCCCAUAGUAUGGUGAGAUUUGUGGGUGGGGCGGGGCAGGUGGGGAGAGGUGGGGCGGAUGGGCAGACACACAGGAAAAAAGCCAAUCCCGGGUAUCCUGGGAAUCUCAGGAUUUACCAUUUUUCAAUCUUGAUACCCGGGAUUGAAAAAAUGGCCCAGGAUUGGCUACCCUAGUGGAGUGGGGGUAUAUUUAUUAAAAGUCAAUUUUGGGUCUAUUUAAAAUUGACCAGAAUAGAACCACCCUCAACUGAUCCAAAAAUUUACUCAAAGUAGACAAAAUUAUACAAAAGCAUUCCUAUUGGCCAACACGUCCCAUGCACUGUAUUACCCACAAACACCUUCAUUCCUGGGCUACUUUACAUAUCCACAAUAUUUUAAACCAUGAUUUAUGCAUCCAGAGUCCCCCACAUAAUUCUCUCCCAUGUUUUUCCCAUCAUAUUGAGGUUUCAGAAAAUUCCACAUGAAUUAAAAAUCAAAUUUCUGAUGGUUCUAUUGAAAAUGGUGAUUUUUGGUUGAUUUUUGGUUCUAUUGAGGGUCUAUUUUCAAAUCGACUCUUAGUAAAUGACAUUUUCCUACUGAUGUCUAUAGAGAAGUAAUGUUGGUCCAUUUGUAAUUUUAUUUGUGUGUGAAGUUGGAUUUCUGGAGAUUGAGUCGGUUUUUACUUUAGUAAUACCUGAUUGUCCAAUGCACCAACAAAUCAUCUUAAAAUGGACUGAAGCAGAAAAUUAACCAUUAGUAACUAUACCCCAUAGUGUGUAUUCUGUAAUGCAUAGGAUGGCAUUAUAUGCAGUGGUGCCAGUAAAAAGAUACCAAACCAUUUGGGUGACCACAGAUGCUUUUUGGACGAGGCCACUGUCAUCCUGAAAGACACCCACCUCCAAAAUUUGGCUUCACAGCUCAUGAUAACAGCAGUCAUAGGUAAACCAUAGCACUGCCAGGAGAUAUAUAACACAACUGUGUGGAGGUGGAGGGGAUAUUAGUUUAUAGAACAGGAUCAAAGGUCAUCCACACACAUGGUGGCAGCCAUUUUGUGGGCUCAGCUUAUAGUAUUAGAAGUGCAGAAUAUGAAUUUUCUAGGAAUCAGUGACACCAUAUGGCAGAAUUGAUAGGUUGCGCUCUCAUAAUAUGGAUUUGACCCAUCAAGUGCCUCAAUCAUCUCAUUGCUUUCCAGUGAUAGGCUUCAUUCCUAUGAAAAUGGCUUAAUUCCACAAAAUGGCUGCUUCCGUGUGCAUAGGCAAUGGUUGCACUAAAGUUCUGUCACAGUAUAGGAAGUUUUGUGAUACAAUGAUAUUCCUUCUGUAAUGGAACUAUCAACAUAUAACAUACUGUAUUCCAACGGCAGAUAUAUGGGUGCAUUUGGCAUGGAUAGCAGGAAAAUCCAAUUGAGGCCAUGUAAUUUUCUCUCAGCACAAACCUCAUGCACAUCAUGAAUUAGUGAGGAAAACUUUUAUUACAACAUAUUUGAAGCAGUUACAGAUAACAUCAACUAUUUGGUACCGAGCACCGCUGAUCCGCAACAUCUGGAAUUAAGGGAAAUCUGACAAGAACGAGAUACCUGGAUAUUUGGGAAGUGAAUAAUGUAUUCAAGUCUGAACAGAUGUUUGUUUUUUUUCCUUUUUAAAAGUGGUUGUGAACUAAGAAGAUGUCUGAGUGAUCACCGUAUUAGUUACCAUUUAUACAUGAAUACAGAAUUUUGUUAAAUGCAGAUGGCAACGAAUGUAAUAAAAUAUACUUUUUUUGCUUUA